GAUAACAUGGCGACCUCAAUUUUACUGGUAUCUCUUGCAUGUUGCCUCUGUAUGGCAGUGACGGGUCAAGACAACGAGCGCAAGAAUAUAAAAAUGCUUUUUGUUCCGGCGGAAGUUAUGAAAGAGCUGCACAAGAACCUCGCAACAAAAGACUUGACCCAGGGCUUACCGGGCCAGGGUACUCUGCACUGGACCCCAGUCCGUCUCCCUGGCGACAGGAGUCAUACAUUCGAAAUUCGAAUCAAUCCCCACACGGUGCACAAGUUGAAUAUGAACUUUCAGCAUUUUAAAAUUGGUCGGGGCCACGGUCUUCUUCUUGAGCUAAAAAAUGUAACUCUUUCGACGAAAGGAAGGACCGUCUUGGACAGUUUAGUAGAGUUUUAUAAAAACUGCGGAGGGGAAAGAAAUCAUCGGUUGGGGAUGCGCGUGAUACAUCACUCAUUACCUAUGAUACACCGUCACAACCCACAUUCGCUCUUACUACCAGGUGACAUUCCGUUAUUGAAGCGGAUUCAAAACGCACUCGAGCGUUUUUUCCCGAGGCGCCACGACGGGUCGGUAGACGUUUUCCAGCACAAGGAUUCAAGUGGAGCCGUUCAUUUUCUUCCGUUUGAGGAGGUUCGAAGACAGGUCAACAAUCUUAUAAAGAGGACACUGGUUAAGAGAGAUUGUGUUAAAAUCAGCACAAACGCUUUGACUCGUGCUCUCAGUCAGUUCAGAAAGAAUUAUGAUAAGAAUACAACAACCACACCAAGUUUAAAUGAAGAGGAUGAUUAUAGUGAUGAAACUGACAGUGUAGACAAACCUGCAAGGAAUGACAGUCAAGGUGAAGAGACAGAACAACUCCUUUCUUUUUCGCGUAAUCUUAAUCCGCGUCCGGUCAACAAAGUCAAUCUUACUUCAUCUUCCGCUACUAACGUACCAAGCGAUGCAGCAGCGACGAAAAUAGUUACUGCUUUGGCAGAUUUAAGAAAAGAACUCAAAGACUUGUCAAGUGGCCUUAUAAAAAAUAUGAGUCAGUCCAUUUCAAACAACUCUAAGGAAACUGACACCAUGAGCACCUCAAAUAUCGGAAUAAAUACAGAUGACAAAACAAUUGGUUCUAAUGGGAAUAUGGGUAAAAAUAUUAGCAGUGAUAACAACGAAACUCCAGACGAGAAAAGCAAUUCCAACUUUGAAAAAUCUGAUAAAAGUGAAGUAAAGAACGAACGUAAAAAGAUGAGUAGCGACGACGGAGGAGAUCAAAACAAAACAAUAAACAGAAUCAAUAACAAAAACGAUGACAACAACUAUGGCACUAACGACAUGACCAACAACAGCAAAAGCAUCAUAAACAGCAGCAACAUAGAUGAGAGAGUAAUUGCAGUGGCCCUGAAGCUGAAAAAUAUCGAAGAUGAUUUGAAAGCCGAUAUGCAAAAGACUAUGCUUAAUCCCUCUAAGAGUAUUUCGAAAAUUUCAGGUGACUCUACGUCUGCUAUCAAGGAGAUCAAUGCGAGACCUGUCAAUCAAACUGCCAAUCAGUUACAGCGACUCAAGACUGCAACGGAAUAUAGCAUUACUACGAACGUAUCUGCUCAUUUUAAAGUUUCUGAUGAACAAAAAAAUGAGAAGAAACAAACUAAGAUUCGAAAGGAUAACGCAAAAUAUAUAGGAAAACAUAAAAAUCGUCGCAGGAAUAAGAAACAAGUUUCACUUUCGUUUCACUAUAAACCAAAAUCAUUGAGGUUAAAGCUGCGUAAUAAAGGUAGAGAUUAUCUUAAGACUGAAGACAAUGAACAGGAAGAGAAUAUGCACAAGCACAAGGGUAAGGGACGAUUUGUGCAUUUCAUUCACUCACGAAGACCAAAGAUCAAAGAAUUUAUGGUUCCAGAUGAGCGCGAAUCUGAUGAAUACAGGCAAAGAAACUUUCACGACUCUCCUGUAGAAGCAGUAAACAAUGAUGAAGACAACAUGAAAGUUGGACUAUUAAGGAAGCUACGUUGGCUUCGAAUCCACGGACAUGCGCCUAAAGUGCGCAGCCGGAAGAGUCCGAAACUUCGUGUGGUUGUAUACGACGAUGAAGACGAAGAAAAAGAGCCACAUCAGGAACGUUGGCAUAAUAAUGAGAUCAAUGAGUACGAAGAAAAACCUCACGAAGACGAUACCGAAACAGAGUCAGAAGCCGGGUCAGAAUUUGAAUCAGAACACGUGUCUGACUCGUCUCAUCGCUCAGCGUCGUUGCUCAAGGAUGAAGAAAAUACCAAGCCAUACAAUCAAGGAGAGGCAAGUCAUUCUAGAUCUGAAAGUGGGUCUGACAUGCAGUAUCUAUCAGAUAGCAUAGGAGAUGACUCCACCCAUUUAGAACGGAGCGACAGCGGUGUGGACGUACCUGAUUUAGAACCUUACUUGAAAAAACAUUAUGCGGAUGAAGAAGAUGAAGAGAAUGAAGAAAUACAAAUGUAUAAUGAACAAGAUGGAAUCGAUGCACGAAAGUUGGGAGAUUCGAUGGAAAAACAUAUUAGUAAGACGCCAAAGGAGGAUAAUGGGAUUCUAGUCGAGGAGACGAACAAGAUUGAUGAAAAUAACGAUGAAGUAUCUGGUAAAGUACAUAUUCACAAAAUCCCUUUUAAGAUCCAAGAAGACUCAGAGGGAGUGGACACUAGUCCCUUCAAAGAGCCCCAACACGAUGCACUUGGACUGCAGCGAGUAUUGAGGCCCGGACCCGAUUUCACAUCCAUGGCAUCACAGCCGCUCCCUUUUGCCUCCAAUCCGUCUAUGACUACAUUAAAUCAGAACGCCUUGGAUAUGUCCCCAAAUAUGGUCCUACCACCCGAACAGUCGAUGAUGAUACCUGCAGAACUUCCCGAAGCGAACGGGGCAACCACGCCUGUGGAGAGGCCUAGCCCUGCUGCACUCACAGGGCUCAGUUUUCAACCCAGUGUAACGACCCAAUUUAACAGUAUGAUGCCGCAAACACCGUUUCCACAGGUCAGUAGCAUUAUGCCAAUGCAGUCAGCCGCGUCUGAAGAAUCUCAAGUGGCUCCAGUGACACCCAUCAUGCAACCGGGGCAGAUAAGAACAGUUAUAUCACGUGUUAAAAAUCGGAAUGAAUCAGAGUUACACUCGAGACAUGCUAGCAAGACCUCGGGUGUAGGUAAAAAACACAUAAAAUUUAGGAGAAAAGAUGCAGUUAAUGUGGACGCUGGAAAUAUGAAAGCACUAAGGCAGAAAUAG
Molecule: messenger RNA, 3213 nt
Organism: Pocillopora verrucosa
Lineage: Eukaryota; Metazoa; Cnidaria; Anthozoa; Scleractinia; Pocilloporidae
Product: dentin sialophosphoprotein-like
Source: RefSeq, a predicted model, not a curated record